Messenger RNA from Ylistrum balloti, 2091 nucleotides. RefSeq lists its product as uncharacterized. The transcript is spliced from 13 exons. NCBI's taxonomy places the organism in Eukaryota, Metazoa, Mollusca, Bivalvia, Pectinida, Pectinidae. The record is from RefSeq and is a predicted model, not a curated record. The annotation marks the transcript as partial.
UCUAACAUCCCUACCCCAGAAUUCAAGAUGGAUUUAAGGAAAAUCUGUGGCAAACUCAACGAAUAUUUGUAUGGUGAUUACAGAAGAGAAAUUGAUAUUUUCAAGACUAACGCGCAAAUUGACAUUGAAAUAGCAACAUUAUUGGAGGCAGAGAAGGAGGUUAAACAGUCUAGGCGAAAUCUUAGAAGAGAAGUACAAAUUAUUUGCCCAUCAAAUGGCCCCACCAAGGAAGAAGAACUUGAAUUGAAGGAGUUGAAAAAAAUAUCUGAUCUAAAGAUGUAUGAAUUAGAGGAUUUUAAGCGGGAUUUUGAUACUAAGCCAUUCGUUGCUAUCGAAAUGACAGAUUGGAGUCUUGCGAAGAUUGAAGAUGGUAUCCGAAAUAGACAACUUGCUCUCCAGACUGUUCAGAAGGAAAUCUGUGAGGCUUCUGUAUUCCAAGUUGCAGGAAAUGAUAUGAAAGUCACAGUGCCAGAGAAAACUGCUACACUGACAAAAGUGUUAAAGGCCUCAAAAAUUGAUCCAUCUAAAAAGCUCCAUAAGACAAAUACUAAAAAAUCAAAACAUCGGAUCAAGUUCGGCAAGGAAAAGUCCAGGCGUGUAUCUAAGACUUCCAUGGACAAACUUGUUUCCAAGAUAAUCUGUGACAAGUCGAAGGGAAUAUCAACCAGCAGCAAUGAAAAAAACACAGAAGGAUACGAGUGCUAUACUAAAGAGAGAAAGAAUAUAGAAAUGUUCAAUAUACGACUUCAAGAAUUUCUUGACAUUCAUAAAAACACUCAAAAGUUUGUUAAAGUCUCUUCCAAGUCAAGGAAGAAACAUCGAUCAAACAAAAUGGUAAAAAUCAAUAACAGGACCCAAUCCAGUGUCAAACCCAAUGUAAAAACAAACAACAAUUAUGUGAAUAUGGUUGAAAUGGAACUGCCACACAAAUCCCUUCAUGACGGAAACCACAAUGAAGUUAAUGUGAAGAAUAAUAUGACUGAUGUUGCCGACAAUGAAUGUCAAAAGGAAACAAAGCUGCUGGAAGUGGAGGAAGAAAGUGAAAGGAUCCCCAGCCGUCUGUCAAUAGAGCAGGUUCAGGCUUACGUAGAUUCCUGUGAUCACGAACGAGCAGAAAAGCCAAGACUGGAAAAACUGAAGAAGAAAACUAGAAACAGAAUCUGGAAGUUACUAGAGUUUCCCUCUAGACAGAAAGGCACAGAUUGCGAGUUAACCUUGGAUUUUAGAAUGCAGCUGCAGUGUGAAGAAAGAAAUGAUGCUGUUAUUCUCAAAGAGCUGAGGCAACAUCCACUUAGUCAAGACAAAAGCGAGGUUGAUACCGCAAUUGAGUCAAUGUUGGAGAUUCUGAGUCAAGACAGAAAUGAAGCAGAUGCUGCCAGGUUGAUGAUGGUGAGACCACAGAGUCAAGACGAAAAUGACAUUAAUGGUGCAAUUGAGGCAAUGGUGGAGAUUCUGAGUCAGAGCAGGAGUGAUGAAAAUUCUGCUACUGAGUCGAUGAUGCAGCCUCUGAAUCAGGGUGGAAGUGAUGUAGAUGCUGCCCUAGAACCGAUGAUGCGGCCACAGAUUCAGGAGGGAAACAACGUUGAUGCUGAUCUUGAAUCAAUAGUGCAAGUUCUGAGUCACAACGGAAGUGACAAACAUUCUGUCACAGAACCGAUGGUGCAAUCACUAAGUCAGAAUAGAAGUGACAUACAUACUGCUAUCGAGUCAAGGAUGGAGCUGCUGAGUCAUUACGGAAGUGAAGAUUCUGCGACAGAGUCAAUGAUGCAGCCACAGGACGGAAGUGACAUAUAUGCUUUCUUGGAGCUGAUGGUGCAUCCAAAAAGUGGGGAUGGAAAUGAUGUAAAUGCUGCCCUUGAGCCGAUGGUGCAGCUUCUGAAUCAGAGUGGAAGUGAAGUAGAUUCUGACAGAGAAUCAAUGGAGCAGUCACCGAGUGAAAAUGAGAAUGAUGGAGAGGAAUUAGUGGUCCCGCCAUUACCCACACUUGAUCCCAUGCCUGUAUAUACUGACAAUUUCCAAUUCAGUUGUGUAUUGACUCGACUAUUUGCUGCAGGGAUGACGUUGAUGAGGACUUUGAACAAGAUUAUGUAA